AUCCGCCCAGGUUCAGGUGAGACGUUCCCUGCUUUGAGGGCGUAUCGUCGUUCAUGUUCGACGCGCAACACCCACAACAAGUCCCGAGCUGACCCGGACUACUCCCCUGUACAGUCCUCGCGGAGAUGGAGAAGUCUCCGAGUUUGUCCUCCGAGGGUUCCGUGCCGCUGCCGCUGCCGCUGCCACUGCCGGCGCCGGCGGACGACGACGACGACGACAGCUCGGCGUGCUCCGACGAGCUGCUGGGCUCCCAGUCGCGCCGCUGGCUCGCCGAACUAAUGGCGGCGGACAAGCCCGGCAGCGACUUCGGCGUCAACGGCGAGAGGAUGGCGGUGGGCCGCGACGGGCUCUUCAUCGACUACCAUUUCCCCCUCGGGGAACUCGAAAUGAAGUCCGGCGUCAAGUGGAAGCGACCCAAGGAGCUGUGCCCGUCACCUCAGUUCACCGUCGAUGGAGCAUCACGCUUGGAUGUUCGCCAGGGAAAGCUCAGUGACUGCUGGCUGCUUUCCGCCAUCGCAUCUCUGGCCAUUCACCAGCAUCUGCUCCGCAAGGUGGUUCCUUCUGGACAAACCUUCCAGGACGGAUACAACGGCUGCUUCGUCUUCAGGUUCUGGCAGUACGGUCAGUGGGAGGAGGUCCGCAUCGACGACCUGCUGCCAACGUACGGCAACAGUCUGAUCUACCUCAGCUCGCCCGAAAAACGAGAGUUCUGGAGCUCCCUGCUUGAAAAGGCGUACGCCAAGCUAAAAGGAGGCUACCGUGCCCUGGACAUGGGCUUUCCUCAUGAGGCCAUGGUGGACAUGACGGGCGGCGUGGCCGAGGUUCUGAGUGUGGCCAUGCUGCCCAGGGAGCUUCCAGCCUUUCUGGCCGAGCUUCUGGCCAAGGGUGCGCUCAUCAACUGCGCCAACACACAGGGUCCUUUGGAGUACAGGAAUGAGCUGGGAAUCAUGUUCAGACAUGCAUACUCACUGACUGCUGUGGAAAAGGUGCAGACCACAUACGGACCCGUGGACCUGGUGCGCAUCUUCAACCCGUGGGGCAACACAGAGUGGCUGGGCCCAUGGAGCGACCUGGAAGGGCCCGAGUGGAACACAGUGAGCGCUGAGGAGCAAAAGCGACUGGACCGAAUACGACGGGAAGACGGAGAGUUCUGGAUGUUGCUGUCUGACUUCCGUCAGAACUUCGAGACGAUGGAGGUGUGUCACCUGGCCGACAUUCAGAGCGACGCCAGCGUGCAGCCAUGGUCGUGCACAAUGCAUCAUGGGACCUGGGUGCCACGUGUCUCUGCCGGGGGCUCUCCCAAAGGGGGUUGGUUCUGGCAAAAUCCCCAGUUUGGCUUGGUCCUCUCCCAACACACUGAACACGGAUCACCUGACCCUCCAAAGCGCUGCGCCUUCAUUUUGGCUCUCAUGCAGAAAUAUCAACGGCGUAGAGGCAUCGACCUUUCCAUCGCUCUACACAUAUACCCGGCGCCUUGCGAGGGCACCCACCUGUCACCAGAAGACCUGAGCGAGCUCCGGCCGGCGAUGAGCAGCAGCUAUUACUCGUCGCGGAGAGAGGUGGUUCUGCGGGGUCACCUCCCGCCCGGUCACUAUGUCGUCAUCCCAUCCACCGCCAAGCCCAAUCAGCAGGGAGCCUUCCUGCUGCGCGUGCUGACCGAGCAAGGCCACUCUGCCACCCGAACUGCAGGCCCGGUGACACAUGACCUGACUUCACUAACAGCGCCUCAGUAUCCCCAUCAGAAAGCUCUCCCGUCGCUCAAAGGGAUAAGGCAGCUAUUCAAGAAGCACUGCAACAAGACAGGAUUCUGCAAACCGCAUCACCUUCACAACUUGCUGACUGAGGCCAUCCAGGGAGGAGUGUUGGCAGGUAGUGAGAAGAACUUGGCCCUGGAACACUGCAAGAGCUUGGUGGUCCUCAUGGAUAGUCAGGGCAUCGCUCAGCUAACUUGGCUGGAGUUCCAGGCACUCUGGGACAAGAUCCGGAUGUGGACGGACAUCUUUCUGGUGCACGACAAGGACAAGUCACAGUAUCUGGACUACAAGGAAGUUGCCCCUGCUCUAAAGGCUGCAGGCAUCGUGGUAGAUGACCUGGUGAUGCAGCUGGUGGGCCUGAGGUACACAGAGCCAGACAUGACCAUCAGCUACCCUGGCUUCCUGUACCUUGUCAUGAAACUGGAGAGCAUGAUCCACAAAUUUCAUGCGUAUGACCUUGUGGGAAUGGGCUGCAUCUCGCUAAGUUACAGACAAUGGCUCCACAUGACCAUUUACAACUGAGGCAGAAGAGUCGCAGGAUAUGCUCCAGUAUUUGUUCUGGAUGUGUGAUGUUUAUGUUAUAAUUGUACGUUGUAGCUACGCUGACAGAAACAUGCAUGAGGCAUAGUUUUCAUUGUUCAGGUCAUGAUUGAAACAUGGCUGCUUAUUCUUCUACGAGCCUUUCUUAGAAAGCUCCUGAUUAUUUUUGAUAAAUGUGACUUUAUUUUAUUGUGACUGUUUGAUAUGUGUGUAUAAUUAUAUCUAGUUGCGUGUGGGCGUGUGUGUGUGAGAGAGAGCGCGACAUCCUGUUGUGCUACUGCUGUGUCAACUCACACUGCCUUUUUAGGGCAACAAACAUCAGCCACACUUCCUGUCUCUCCUCACCUUUUUUUUGUGUGGUUCGCCACACAGAGGAACAUACAAUCUGCAAUUUAACAUUGUUCAAUUGUCUGGUAUAUGUGUUUCAAAUGUGAUAGCAGUCACACAUAAUGUCUUUGAAGUUCUGUUUCUGUGUCUUUUCAGGCAUGGCUUCUUGAGACUUUUUUUGUGGGUCUACUCACGAUGGACUCGCCUACCAAAUUUCAUGUUGCUAAGUAUAACUGGCUUUGGGGGCUGAAUUUUCAAAAUAUGAACAAACUGAAUUAUUACAAAUUUUCCUUUGCUAGCAUACUUCGCUCACACGCAGUGACAAAAACUCAAACCUCUCGCUAUUUAGCGUCACCCAUCUUUUUAAUACUCAAGGUACAAAUUUGGCAGAAAUCAGAUAAAAUCUGUAUGACAAGUUUGGGUACCAAAAUGGCCACUUCAAAACCAUCCAUCCAUCUAUCCAUUUUCUGACCCGCUUAUCCUCACAAGGGUCGCGGACGUGCUGGAGCCUAUCCCAGCUAUCUUCGGGCAGGAGGCUGGUUACACCCUGAACUGGUUGCCAACUAAUCGCAGGGCACACAAACAAACAACCCUUCGCACUCACAUUCACACCUAAGGGCAAUUUAGAGUCUUCAAUUAACUUACGAAGCAUGUUUUUGGGAUGUGGGAGGAAACCGGAGUGCCUGGAGAAAACCCACGCAGGCACGGGCAGAACAUGGAAACUCCACACAGGCGGGGCCGGGGAUUGAACCCCGGUCCUCAGAACUGUGAGGCAGUAUAUAUAUAUAUAUAUAUACACACACACACACACAUACACGUACCUUUAAACAACCGCCAGCUAUAAAUGAAAAACAAAAAUCUUUACAGUACAGAUGUGUGUCGUAAGCAAAAAUAGUCAGCAGCAAUGCAUGCAGCAAAACAGUAGAAACUAAUCAAUGAAUAGUCUGCAGUGGAGUGACAACUAUACAUUAGUAAAUCAUAUAGAGACGUGAAUAGUCAGCAAAAAAAGUCUGUGACGUAUGCAGUAAAAAUUAUUACAUUGUCUGCAAUGGAGUGACAAAUAUACCUGUGUAAAUUAUACAGAUCUACAGAUGACAGUCAGAAGCACUUUUCAGUAACAUUUUUUUUACAUGCAUCAAAAUCUAGUCUGCAGCGGAGUGAGAACUAUUUACACUGAAAUCAUACUACUAUUCAUAAUAUCAUACAGAUGUGAACGAAAGCAGAAAGAAUAAUCAGCAGCAUUGUAUGUGAGAUAUGAAGUACAUGUAUAUUGAAAUUAAAUGACAGCAAAUA
Messenger RNA from Phyllopteryx taeniolatus (common seadragon), 3914 nucleotides. RefSeq lists its product as uncharacterized. The record is from RefSeq and is a predicted model, not a curated record. Gene Ontology annotation, biological process: proteolysis. The transcript is spliced from 20 exons. NCBI's taxonomy places the organism in Eukaryota, Metazoa, Chordata, Actinopteri, Syngnathiformes, Syngnathidae. Bases 126 to 2276 code for a protein of 716 amino acids. Gene Ontology annotation, molecular function: calcium ion binding; calcium-dependent cysteine-type endopeptidase activity. Gene Ontology annotation, cellular component: cytoplasm.